AUGGCUUCCUUGAAUCGGAGCGGUCGACUAGCGGUGUGUACAAGCGGAAAUAAAAUAGGCGUUUUUCAACUUGGAAAAUUUGACAGUUGGCAAGAACUUGUUAUAGACAGUCAAGAAGAAGCCAAAAAGGAAGAUGAAAAGACGGCAGAAUACCAGAAGGAGGAUGGCUCUGACAGAAUCCUGGCAUCUGCAUUCUCUAACUGUGGGCAAUAUUUUGCCAUUACAAACGACCAGAAAAACCUGGUACUAUAUGAUUGUAGUGGAAGCAAAUGGAAGCACAUCAGCACGAGGUGUGUUGCGAGACGCUGCACGACAUUAAGGUUCAGCCAGGAUGACGCGACUGUGGUUGUCGCUGACAAAUCAGGAGAUGUGUUCAGGUUUUCUGUGGACAGACCGCAAGAGGAAGGGGAACUUCUGCUCGGUCACUUGUCCAUGGUACUGGACAUGAUACUGAUACGAGACGAUAAGUUUAUGGUAACUUGUGACCGAGACGAGAAGGUUCGCAUCAGCCAUUUCCCCAAUGCUUACAACAUCCACACCUACUGUCUUGGACACACAGAAUUUGUGUCAAAACUGUUAUACAUAAAGGAAAAAGAUGUGAUUGUGUCUGGAGGAGGAGAUGGCAGCAUCAGAUUCUGGACAGUGGAUGGUAAACAGUUGCUAUGCAUCCCAAGACCUGAUGAACAACCACCUGGUGGAGGAGAUGAUGAGAAGGAGAAGAUAACUCCAGCUAUUAAGUGUUUAUGUUACUCUCCAGCUGAGCAUUGUCUUCUUGUGGCUUAUGAUAGUUUACCAUGCCUGCGGAUUUACUCACUGUCCUCAUCUACAACGAAGGGGGAUGUCUUCCUCUUCGCUGACCUCAAACAGGAAGUGACCUUAAUGCAUUCCCCCUGGGAUAUCUGCUGUGAUCAGUCGGAUUUUGUAUGGGUUCUUCAACCAGUGGAGGGAGAAACACUCACAGUGUGGUCAUUCUGUGAGGGGCAGCUAUGUCAGGUGACCGAUCCUUCUGAUGAUGCUGUGACACCUAUUGAGAAGGUAAACAGUAACUGGGCAUUUUUCAAAGACUCUCUUUCAGUAGAAAAUAUGUUUACUGUUUUACGGAAAGCAAAGGUAGACAACAUGAAGGAAUAUCUGGAGCGAAAACAACAACGACUUGGUGGCAAGGGCCAGCAAGCUACAGACCAAGGUGUUUCUCCUGCCAAAAAACUGAAAGCAAACUGAUGCAGAUAGUUUUAUUUUAAGGUUGAUGCAGAACCAUGUACAGAUGU
Messenger RNA from Liolophura sinensis, 1268 nucleotides. RefSeq names its product tRNA (guanine-N(7)-)-methyltransferase non-catalytic subunit wdr4-like. Gene Ontology annotation, biological process: tRNA modification; RNA (guanine-N7)-methylation. Bases 1 to 1221 code for a protein of 406 amino acids. The record is from RefSeq and is a predicted model, not a curated record. The transcript is spliced from 10 exons. Gene Ontology annotation, molecular function: protein binding. NCBI's taxonomy places the organism in Eukaryota, Metazoa, Mollusca, Polyplacophora, Chitonida, Chitonidae. Gene Ontology annotation, cellular component: tRNA methyltransferase complex; nucleus; cytosol.